This is a messenger RNA of Chinchilla lanigera (long-tailed chinchilla), 2559 nucleotides long. It is a transcript of the gene Vps9d1, whose product is annotated as VPS9 domain containing 1. The coding region runs from base 18 to 1985 and encodes 655 amino acids. Gene Ontology annotation, cellular component: cytosol; endocytic vesicle. The record is from RefSeq and is a predicted model, not a curated record. Gene Ontology annotation, molecular function: small GTPase binding; guanyl-nucleotide exchange factor activity. Gene Ontology annotation, biological process: vesicle-mediated transport. The transcript is spliced from 15 exons. Lineage: Eukaryota; Metazoa; Chordata; Mammalia; Rodentia; Chinchillidae.
CUCCCCCGCCCGGCGCCAUGGCAGCUGCGGCCGGGGACUGCUCGGUGAAGCCGCUGCAGAGCGCUAUGAAGCUGGCCAACGGAGCCAUACAGCUGGACACUGGCAACCGGCCGCGGGAGGCAUACAUGGAAUACCUGAGGAGCAUCCACUACAUCUCCCAGGUGCUACUGGAGGAAUCGACUAAAGAUGCCUGGGAAACAAUGUCCCCUGACACCUCAAAGAUGCUAAAGCUGGCUGAGCAGUGUCUGGAGCGGGCCCAGUCAACAGCUGCCAAGCUUGGGAAGACUCUCCAGAAGCCAGCAGUGCCCAUGGCUGCUCCAGCGCCGCCUACUGGCCGACACCGCCGGGUGUGCUCAGAUGAAGGAGGGAAGCUCUCUCCAUUCCUGCCACCUGAGAUCUUCCAGAAGCUUCAAGCAGUAGAGUCCCAAAACUCUAAGAAGGAGCUGACACCGCUGGAGGAGGCUUCCCUACAGAACCAGAAACUGAAGGCUACCUACGAGGCUCGGAUGGCCCGUCUGGACCCCAGCCAGGCCAUGCAGAAGACAUCACUGACCCUGUCUCUGCAGCGGCAGAUGAUGGAGAACUUGGUGAUCGCCAGAGCCCGAGAGGAGACGCUGCAGCGGAAGAUGGAGGAACGCCGGCUGCGGCUCCAGGAGGCUGCCAACAGGAGGUUCUGUAGUCAGGUUGCCUUGACUCCCGAGGAGCGGGAACAGCGGGCCCUUUACGCAGCCAUCCUCGAGUAUGAGCAAGACCAUGACUGGCCAAAGCACUGGAGGGCCAAACUCAAGAGGAACCCAGGGGACCUGUCCCUGGUGACCAGCCUGGUGUCUCAUCUGCUCAGCCUUCCUGACCACCCAAUCUCGCAGCUGCUGAAGAAACUGCAGUGUGCAGUGUACAGCGCACUGUACCCUGUUGUGAGCCAGGGCAGCUUUGGCACUCCAUCCACCCCAGGGUGCUGCUCCUUGACCCCAGAUGCCGACAGGCUCCUGGAUCCUGGGAGCCGGCGCCUCCGCUCCUCCCAGAGCCUGUAUUGCAUGCUGUCCCCCCAAGAACCUAGUGUGGCCCCACAGUCCCAGGAUAGACCCCCUGCCACCCCACCACUCCUGCCCAGGCCCCUGGACAAAGGGGCAGACAGUAGCCCAGCCAGGCCCCCGUCACCCCUGGGGGAUACCUUGUCCCGCCUGCCCGAUAAGGACAGCUCCUUCGAGGACCUGGAGCAGUUCCUGGCUAAAUCAGAGAGGUGUGCCUGGGGCUCUGGGGCACAGGCUGAGCUGCAGGUCCAGGUGACACAGAGGGAGCCCUUGCUGGAGUGUCUGAAGAGCACGGUGAAGGACAUUCAUAAUGCCAUCGACAGGCUGCUCUCACUGACCCUCCUGGCCUUUGAGAGCCUGAACACAGCUGCUUGCAAAGACCGCUGCCUGGCCUGUCUUGAGGAGCCCUUCUUCUCCCCACUGUGGCCUCUGCUACUGGCCCUGUACAGGAGUGUGCACCAUGCCCGGGAGGCCGCCCUGAGCAGGAGUAUGGAGCUCUACCGGAAUGCACCUCCCACAGCCCUAGGUGUCCCCACCAAGCUCCUGCCCCCGGGCCCUGAGGGCAAGGGGGCUGCCAGCUACCCCUACUGCAGCGCGGCCCAGGAGCUGGGGCUGCUGGUUCUGGAGAGCUGCCCACAGAAGAAGCUGGGGUGCAUAGUGCGGACCUUGCGAGUCAUCUGCAUCUGUGCCGAAGACUACUGCCGUGCCCAGGAGCUCAUGCCUGAAGCCGGACCCCAAACCCCUGUAGCCGCCAUUGGCGCGGAUGAUUUGCUGCCCAUCUUGUCCUUUGUGGUGCUGAGGAGCGGCCUUCCCCAGCUGGUAUCAGAGUGCGCGGCCCUGGAGGAAUUCACCCAUGAGGGGUACCUGAUUGGAGAGGAGGGCUACUGCCUGACAUCACUGCAGAGUGCCCUGAACUACGUGGAGCUGCUGCCUCGGGGGCCCCUGGGCAAAUAGUAGAGCCUGCACCCCAGGGCCACCUCAGUACUCACUGAAGAUGACCCCUUUGGUCUCCAUGCUGCUCUGCACUCAGGUGCCAGGCACUGGGGGCAGCCAGCUGUGGUGGAGCCCCAGCUCUGGUCCCUUUCUUGGUCUGUAGCUGCCCCUGAUGCUCAGGGCAGCCUCUUUCUGCAGCAGGACAGGCACAUCAGCUCCCUGCACCCUGCUGUCCUGUGCCUGCCUCUGAGAGGCCCUUGGAAGGAAGCCUGGAGCUGCCCCUCCUCAGGGGUACUGCACAGAAGGACCAGAGUCCAAAGCAAGAACCACUCUCCCCUGCCUGAACCUGGGCACAGUAGGGAGGACCCUGCUGUUUAUUUAUUGGGCAGUGGCUGCCCUGUUCAAGUCGGGGCUUGGAGCUGCGCCCCCUCCCUGGCAGGAGCCCCCUCCCUGACUCAUUAUGGCAGUGUUUAAUGGAUGUUCUGGGACCUAGCCAACUCCCUCCCUGUCCUGCCUUUCCCAGAUCAGUGUGAGUCCAAGGGUUCCUGGCCAUGUGGCUACCAGCUGGGCUCAAAAUAAAGAGAUCACCGCAGUU